AGAUAAAUUAAAACGCGGCCAUCCCGCCGCCGUGCGGCUCGGAACCCUCGCCGACGAGGUCACCCGGGAGUCUCCGCCGCCGGCGAGCCCCCCGCUGCCGCCACCGAAGGCAACCAGGCCGGCGAAGCAUAGCUUCAUCUCGCUCCCAGUCAAGGCAGCCCCCGGAAGGCGCGCAGACUGUAGUAGAUAAAAUGCAGCCAUCCCGCCGCCGUGCGGCUCGGAUAAUUCGCCCGACGGCGACGAGGUUGCCCUGGAGUCUCCGCCACCGCCGAGGCGCCGACCCCGAGCCCCCGCCGCCGCCGCCCAAGAUCGUACCCUUGGCAACCGGAUCAUAUUCUAAAGCCCAACCUGCGCAGAUGCUGUCCAAUAGCAGGGAUUGGUCGGAGCUGCCCGUGGACGUCCUCCCGUUGGUUUUUGCAAACCUUGGUGCAAUCGAUAUCCUUAUGGGCUCAGGCCUCGUGUGCCACUCAUGGCUCGAGGCGGCCAAGCUGACUGAUCUGUGGCGAUCCGUGGACAUGGCCAACCACGAGGCGCUGGAAAAGAUGGAUGACGAUGUCCUGUGUGCAAUGGCGAAGGUGGCCGUGGACCGCUCCAAGGGCCAGCUGGAGGUGUUCUUGGGGAAGCUUUUUGUCAAUGAUGAGAUUCUUAAGUAUAUAGGGGACAGGUCAGCAUCUCUGAGGAGCCUUAGCCUCAUAUCAUGCCACGAUAUCACCAACAAAGGAUUCACUGACUUGAUUACCAAGUCCCCUCUGUUAGAGGACCUCUCGCUCGAACUCUGCCCAAGAGUGGGCGGUCGCAAAGUCUUCCAGGCUACUGUAAAAGCAUGCUCUCAUCUGAAGCGUUUCAGCCUGCACCGGGAGCUCUUUAAUUUCUCUUUCAAUUACCCUGAACGUGAUGCAGAAGUAAGAGGGUUUGAGGGGAUGCGCGAACUCCGAAGCCUAAGCCUCAUUGGCAGCAACAUCUCCAACAGGGAGCUGGAGGCCAUCCUUGAUGGCUGCCCGCACCUGGAGACCCUCUUCCUUCGCGACUGCUACCGGGUUGAUUCUGACAGCGCCCUCCGGGCCAAGUGUGCCAGGAUCAAGACGGUCACAAUUGCUAAGUACAAGUGGGUCAAAGAGCUCAAGAGGGGCCGCUCGCAAAUGGUUCUACGACAAUAUGAGUGACGUGUGUGCUCCCUCGACGAUACCAGUAGCCUUAAAGGGUUACUAUGGUCGAAAGGCGUAUUGUAAUGGCUGGCUGACGUGGAAGGCAGUCGCCAUUGCGGCCACCUGUUCCUGCAAGGGAAGUGGGCGGUGGGUCAUGGGGGAAGAAAUUUGGACUGCUAGAUUAGCAUCCAAUGGAUUGGAGUGACUGGAACCUGUUUACUUUCCAGUAAUCUGUAAACUGUGUUUGGGUAAAUCUUGCAACAAAGGGUCCAUGUGGACUGCUAUGCAUGUAUGUAUGUAUCUGGUACAAAUUAAAUGGACUCGAGGAGUACCGACAUCUGUCUAAUUAUCCGCUGACACUUGUGGAUCA
Molecule: messenger RNA, 1515 nt
Organism: Panicum virgatum (switchgrass)
Lineage: Eukaryota; Viridiplantae; Streptophyta; Magnoliopsida; Poales; Poaceae
Product: putative F-box/LRR-repeat protein 23
Exons: 3
Coding region: 192-1163 (323 amino acids)
Molecular function (GO): protein binding
Source: RefSeq, a predicted model, not a curated record